UCUAGUACAUCAAUAGACAAGAAAAAGAUUGUGGUGAUGAGUUCACCGACCCGAGUUAAUUCAAAUCCCGAAACAGUAUAAAUAUAUGUGGAAGGUUUCUUGCAUAUGAUACGAGCAGAAACAAAAACACAAAGUAAAACAAAAAAAACAGGAACAACUAAUACAGAAACCACCUGUUUGUUUACGAUUAAAGAUGUCUACAACCGUGCGAGACCCUCUUACAGUAAGCCGAGUUGUUGGAGACGUUCUUGAUCCGUUCAAUAGAUCGAUCUCUUUAAGGGUUACUUAUGGCCAAAGAGAGGUGACUAAUGGCUUGGAUCUAAGGCCUUCUCAAGUUCAGAACAAACCAAGAGUUGAGAUUGGUGGAGAAGACCUCAGGAACUUCUACACUUUGGUCAUGGUGGAUCCAGAUGUCCCAAGUCCUAGCAACCCUCAUCUCCGAGAAUAUCUCCACUGGUUGGUGACUGAUAUCCCUGCUACAACUGGAACAUCCUUUGGAAAUGAGAUUGUGUGUUACGAAAAUCCAAGUCCUUCCGCAGGAAUUCACCGUGUCGUGAUGAUAUUGUUUCGGCAGCUUGGGAGGCAAACAGUGUACGCACCAGGGUGGCGCCAGAACUUCAACACUCGCGAAUUUGCUGAGAUCUACAAUCUCGGCCUUCCCGUGGCCGCAGUUUUCUUCAAUUGUCAGAGGGAGAGUGGUUGCGGAGGAAGAAGAACUUAGAUGGGCUCUUCCUUUACAACCGAUUGAUAUUGCAUACUCUGAUUUAUGCCUCUAUAGUAUUUUAUAAUAACCAAUUUAUCAUACGAGUAACGAACGGUGGUGAUAUGACUAUAUAUAGUAAUUUUAAUAUGUAUGUAAUAAACGAGAGGGGGAGGAAAAUGAGUGUGUUUUACUUAUAUGGUGUGUGCUGCGAUAUUUUAUAAUAUUCUACAUGAAAUGAAGUGUUAUAAUUUAUACUUUA
Molecule: messenger RNA, 962 nt
Organism: Camelina sativa (false flax)
Lineage: Eukaryota; Viridiplantae; Streptophyta; Magnoliopsida; Brassicales; Brassicaceae
Gene: FT
Product: PEBP (phosphatidylethanolamine-binding protein) family protein
Source: RefSeq, a predicted model, not a curated record